ACUGUAACAAAACUGUUGUGUUUGUUCAUGUUGAUAGAAACACACACCAAAAGAGAAUGCUUACGCAAAUGGCGAUGAUCAUGCAAGUCAAACCCUUUAUCCCAAAUCUCCGAAAGAGACAACCUCAAAACCACCUUAAUUUUCCCAACAAACAUUCAACAAGCCUCAUUUGUUAUUCUCUUAUCAAUUCAGAUUCGGUUCUAUCUCACACACUUGCUCACCACUUCAAUCCAGAGAUUCCCAUAGAGAAAGCCGUUACACCUCCAUCAUCAUGGUACACUGAUCACUCUUUCUUCCACCUUGAGCUCGAUCGCGUCUUCUACAGAGGCUGGCAAGCUGUGGGAUCGACAGAGCAGAUAAAGGAUCCUGGCGAUUUUUUCACUGGAAGACUAGGAGAUGUGGACUUUGUGGUAUGCCGUGAUGACACCGGAAAUGUCCAGGCCUUCUACAAUGUCUGUCGUCAUCAUGCUUCUAUUCUUGCUUCUGGAAGUGGACAAAAGUCUUGUUUUGUCUGCCCUUACCACGGAUGGACAUAUGGAUUAAAUGGAGCGCUUCUUAAGGCAAAUAGGAUAUCAGGAAUGCGAGAUUUCAACGUAAAUGAUUUUGGUCUUAUACCGAUCAAAGUAGCUACGUGGGGGCCUUUUGUCCUUCUCAAUUUGGAAAAGGAGAAUCUUACUCAAGAGGAAGUUGAUAGUCAUAAUGUAGCAAAAGAAUGGCUUGGUAGCUCUUCAGAAAUACUGAGUACCAAUGGAGUUGAUUCUUCGUUAAGUUAUGUAUGUAGACGUGAAUACACCGUUGAAUGCAAUUGGAAGGUAUUCUGUGAUAACUACUUAGAUGGUGGCUAUCAUGUGCCAUAUGCGCAUAAAGACCUGGCAUCUGGUCUUAAUCUCGAUUCCUAUUCUACCACAUUGUUUGAAAGGGUUAGCAUCCAAAGUUGUGAAGGAAGCUCAGGGAAAAGCGAAGAUAGACUUGGAAGAAAAGCUAUAUAUGCUUUCAUUUACCCAAACUUCAUGAUUAAUAGGUAUGGACCUUGGAUGGACACCAAUCUUGUACUUCCACUAGGAGCCAACAAAUGUCAAGUGGUUUUUGACUACUAUCUUGAACCCUCGCUCCUGGGUGACAAAGAUUUCAUAGAGAAAAGCUUACAAGACAGUGAGAAAGUGCAGAUAGAAGAUAUUGUGUUGUGUGAAGGUGUUCAAAAGGGCCUCCAAUCUCCAGCGUAUUCUGUCGGAAGAUAUGCUCCUAAAGUUGAGCAGGCCAUGCACCAUUUUCACUGUCUGCUGCACGAAAACCUGACAACAUAAAUCACGUCACUCAC
Molecule: messenger RNA, 1318 nt
Organism: Vicia villosa (hairy vetch)
Lineage: Eukaryota; Viridiplantae; Streptophyta; Magnoliopsida; Fabales; Fabaceae
Product: choline monooxygenase, chloroplastic-like
Exons: 10
Coding region: 57-1304 (415 amino acids)
Molecular function (GO): iron ion binding; 2 iron, 2 sulfur cluster binding
Source: RefSeq, a predicted model, not a curated record